Messenger RNA from Aspergillus fischeri NRRL 181, 957 nucleotides. RefSeq names its product D-hexose-6-phosphate mutarotase. Gene Ontology annotation, molecular function: isomerase activity; carbohydrate binding. The record is from RefSeq and is a predicted model, not a curated record. The transcript has 3 exons. Gene Ontology annotation, biological process: carbohydrate metabolic process. Bases 1 to 957 code for a protein of 318 amino acids. NCBI's taxonomy places the organism in Eukaryota, Fungi, Ascomycota, Eurotiomycetes, Eurotiales, Aspergillaceae.
AUGGAGCGGUCUAAGAAGCCCUCAGCCAUUGGUGUGGCCGCAUCACUACCCCAGCCCACCAUCACCUUCCGCGAAAACAAGAUCGAGGCCACCUUGCCCACCGGCGAGUCAGUCACCGUUCACUUGUAUGGAGCAACGGUCACCUCGUGGAAGCUUGCAAAUGGACGGGAACAGUUGUUCAUGAGUGAAAAGGCUCAUUUGGAUGGCUCCAAGCCUAUCCGUGGUGGCAUUCCCGUUGUGUUCCCUGUCUUUGGCCCUCCUCCUCCCAACCACGCUACCUCCUCCCUCCCACAGCAUGGCUUUGCGCGCAACUCCAAUUGGGAGUUCCUAGGCAAGUCAUCGUCCGAAUCGCUAGGAAAGAAGGAUUGUGAUGAUUCAGUCAAGCUCGACUUUGGUCUGUCUCAUACUAUGCUGAGCGAGGAAUUCCGGAAGGCUUGGCCGUAUGAGUUCGGCCUUUUGUACAGUGUCACCUUGAGCAAGGAAGGUCUGGAAACAUCCCUGCAAGUGCAGAACAAGGGCAACCAGAAUUUCGACUUCCAGGUUCUGAUGCACACCUAUCUCAGCAUUGAUGAUAUCUCGCAAAUCCGGGUUAAGAACCUCGAAUCCAAGACCUACAUCGAUAAGACCCAAAACGCUACUUCGCACACUGAGAACUCGCCUGCGUUGGAGAUCAACAAGGAGACAGAUCGUGUGUACAAAGCAUUGGACCCUAAGGUUCCCAUCAUCGUGGCAUCUGCCGCUGACGACAAGCCUAUUUUCUCUGUUACACGCGAGGGAUUGAACGAUGUCGUUGUCUGGAACCCUUGGAUCGAAAAGGCGAAGGGCAUGGCCGAUUUUGCCCCGGAUGAUGCAUACAAGAAGAUGAUUUGCAUCGAGGCUGGUUCCGUUGCUGGCUGGCAGACCUUGGAGGCUGGCGAGUCCUGGGAGGGAAGCCAGUCAAUCCGCCCGAGACUGUAG